GUUUGAGUCGAGCGUUCGAACGGUGCGCACCUGUUGGCGGUUUCUUGGUAGGUGAGCGCGGAUUUUGGCCAGAAAUGUGAAGAAGCCCAGUCGGUCGGGGCUUCGUGUGUUUGUGUGCUUGUGCGUGUGUGCGUGUUUGCGGUCAAGUCGCCUAUGAAAAGUGAACAACGCUGCGCUUGCGUCCUGUUUGGUUGGUGAAAUUUUCCAUUAUUAGCUUUAUUUAUGUGCAAAAUCUAAUUGAAAAUAACGUGCAACAGCGCUGCACGCAAAAACAUCAAUCAAAUCUCGGCGAUUGCAAUCGUGUGAUUGAUGGAAACACUUUGAGCUUAAACACACACGGUCAAAGCCAAAACAUGCCUCGCCAAGGCACGGUUCAUCAAUAAAAGAAACGAAAUAACUUUGAUAAAUAAUAGAAACCUCUGACAAUAAGCCUCAAAGAGGUAAAAUAGUGACGUAGUUUAUGCAAACAUGCGACGAAAGCCACAGAAUUUAACACACAACACACAGUCGAGUAGAGCCGAAGACAGAGGCGGAGGAGGAGGAGGAGGCGGAGUUGGACUUGCACUCGCAGUUGGAGCUGGAAGAAGGGGCCGAGGCCCCUCCCAGCAGUCAGCCAUUUCCAACAAUAGAAUGCCAAGAGACCAUCGACACUUGGUGGCCCUGGCCGUGUCGACGUUGCCACUGGCUCUUCUGCUGCUCCUCGUUCAAACAGCAGCCGGCCAGCACGAGAGCAUCUCGCAGAUCUCGCCCAAGUCGAGCAGCCACCGCAGUCCGGGCCGCCUGAGCAUCGAGAGCACCGUGGCGGACUCCAUCAACGGCCUGGCCGAGAGUGCCUCCUCGCCCCGCGAUCCCAACGAGAACGAGACGCGGGCGGAGCGCGUGGAGCGCUCGGCGUCGCCCAUCCUGCACGACCGCCAGCCCGCCGGACCCAACGACGUCCACUUCCCGGAGGAGCUGGAGAAGGACGUGUCCGCCGGGCGGUACUUUCACUACAACAUCAAGCCCACGGGGACGUACGACAACCAGGAGGAGCAGCCGGAGCGCACGCACCAGGCGUCCGGGAUCAGGGCCGGGAAAACCUUGUCGCGGGGCAGCAGCACCACUGGCAGCACCACUGGCAGCAGCUCAGAGCAGUCUUUUUUAGGGCGGGGGGACCUGCGACCGCUUGUGUCGGGGUCCCCGAUCCGGCCGAGUCCGAGCAGUACUGCCACCUCCUCGACGGCGGCCAGUGCCACGCUGGCGCCGCAUAGUCCGCGCCAGAACGGAAACCCCGACAUCCAGGACAUCAUCACGGGCAUCGUGAAGCUGCUGAACGGCAACGUCAAUGUGCACGCCAACACGCAGGGCGUGCGGCGUCCCUCGGCCAGCAGGAUCAACAACCGCGGUCCGCCGCGCAUCUCCGAGGCCCAGAACCUGCCCAUCGACUACGAGGCCCAGAAGCCCGGCACCUCGAUGCGGCCGCCCCCCUAUCCCUUCGACCGUCCGGAGCGUCCCUUCAUCACCGGCGUGCCCAUUCCCGAGCAGAUUGUGCCCGUGCGACCGGGCUUCGUGAGCAACCGUCCGCCCUGGUACCGCAACAAGCCACGCCCACCCAUCGCCACGAGUGUGGGCGGCAACCGGCGACCCCUGCCCCAGUACAAACCCCUUCCAGCUCCGCAGGUGCAGUCCCAACCCUCCAUCCCAGCCCAGGAUCAAGCGGACAAGGACAAGGAAAAGGAGAAGGAAGCGAGUCAUCAGGGGGAGCAACAGGUGCAACAAUCAGGAGACGACAUGGUGCAACCCACCGAUACCACCUACGACUCGGAGUUCUCCAACGAAGAUGCCAAUGCCCAGUACAUCGAGGUCUCCGACCAGGACACAGAUGCCACUGGCGGUGGCGAGGUGGACGACGAGCUGCAGCCGCCUCCCGCCCCGCCCUCUACCACGAACAGUCCCCCAACGCCCCCAACAACUCCUCCGAAGAAGAAGCACAAGCCCAAGCCCGGAACUGACAAGAAGAAGCUGCCGGAGGAGGAGGACGUCACCACCAUCAUUGAGACCAGCUCGGUGGUGCACACCGUGAUGGGCGUGUCUUCCACCUACGUGCCCAUGUCCAUGGACAGUGCGGAGAGCCUCGGUCUGGAUCCCUCCACCGAGGAGGUGAUCUUCAUGACCGCCAAUCGCACUCCCGGCCUGGACACCAGUGCCACCUCCUUGCUGGGCAUCUCCUCGGCCUCCAGUCCGGCCUCGGCCAUCAGACCCACUACCACUACCUCGACCACCACCACCACCACCAGUACCACCACCAGUACCAGUACCACUACCAGUACCACUACCAGCUCCACCACAACCACCACCCCGCCAUCAACUUCGAGUUCCACCGAAAGUGCGCCACCUAAUAGUUCCAAUGCUAACACCACUCCGCCCGCCCCCUACCACCCCCGUCCCGGGAUAGUCCUCGACGACCCCGAGUUCAAGCCCGGCGGUCGUCCACGCCCACCAGGCCAGCGGCCACCCCCCCAGCAGACCCUGCCCCUGCCGGCGGUGCAGCCCACGCGCCAGCACCUGCCGCCCGGCUACGGGGAGAUCUUCGACGUGACCCUGUCCGCCAUCCAGGGCCCGGGGCCCAAGGGCAGCGGCUCCCAGCAGACGAUCAACAUCAAGCCCUACGGCACCUACGCGGCGGGCGGAGGUCAGGGCGACAUCAUCGUGUCGGCUUCAGGUGACGACGGCUUUGUCUCCAUCGACGGCAAGCGCACUUACAUCAAUCUCUUUGGUGACCCCACAGAUCCCCCAGCGGGGGCCACAACCUCGGCCACGCGACUGCCCCAGUUGCCAGGCUCUGGCUCUGGCACUGGCUCGGGAUCAGGAUCAGGACCAGGACCAGGAUCGGGAUCGGGAUUGGGAUCCUCACCAGGAGUGAGUGUGAGUGGUGGUGGUUCGCCCAGCUCCCCUGCUGUGCCGCCCAACGCGGUCACCCAGAGCAGUGGGGGCUAUGUGGUGCCCGAAACGGAGGUGGUGGACCUGCAGGGCCACAGCAAGCCGCAGGGCGGAUCCCCGACGACGAAUGCCGGACCCACGCGACCGCACUACCGCCAGCGACCCACGCAGCCGCCCGUGAGGAUCGACACCUGCAUUGUGGGCGACGACUCCACCUGCGACCAGGCCCAGCACGAGCGCUGCAAGACGGACAACGGCGUUUCCAGCUGCCACUGCCGGCCAGGCUACUCGCGACGCAAGCACCGGGAGCCGUGCCGACGGGUCAUCUCCUUCCAUCUGGGCAUGCGCGUGGACCGCAUCUACGAGCACAGAAUCGUGUGGGACACCAAACUGAUGGACAAGCACAGCGAACCCUUCGGCCAGCUCAGCUACGAAUCGAUUCGGGCGUUGGACUCUGCCAUGUCAAUGACGCCCUACUCGGACGAGUUUAUGGAGGCGAAGGUAAACAACAUCUACCGGGGCGAUCCGAACCUGGGCGGAAGCGGCGUCUAUGUGAACUUGACCAUCAAGCUGGACGAGAGUGUGGAGACAUUGCGACCCAACCUGCGCAGCGACGUCCAGAAGCACCUUCUGGGCGUCCUCCACCGGCGGAACAACAACAUCGGCAACUCCGUGCUGUACGUGAGCUCCCCGGAGGGAGCGGUCUCGGCCCUCCAGGACCUGGACGAGUGCCAGUCGCCGGAGCUGAACGACUGCCACCCCGGGGCCAGCUGCAGCAACACCUGGGGCAGCUUCCGCUGUGCCUGCGAGGCGGGCCUGCGCGAUCCGUGGGCCGACCAGCCGGCGCGGUCCGGACGCGAGUGCCAGGCCUGCGCCGAUUCCGUGUGCAACAACCACGGCACCUGCAGCUACGGCGACGACGGCGCCCAGCUCUGCUCCUGCGACUCCAGCCACUACGGCGCCCAGUGCGAGAUCGACGGCGAGGUGCUGGGCGUGGCCAUCGGCGCCUCCGUGGCGGCCAUCAUCAUCAUCGUCCUGACCCUGGUGUGCCUGAUCAUGUGGUCGCGGCGCUGGCAGCGCGAGCAGAAGAACGCCAUGGGCUCACCGGUGUUUGGGUACAUGAACACCGCGCCGCUGAAGUCCGCCGGACUGCCCCAAACCGGCUACCAGGUGACUCUGGAGGACCGCAUGCGCUGGGCCCAGAUAGCCGACGUCAUGGCCCAGACGAACCACUACGGGCAGGCUGAGCCGAUCGGACCCACUCGCCCCUCCUCGGCGAUGUUUGCGUACCCCAACCUGGGGGCCAUGGGCAUGGGCACCCUGGGCGGGAUGUCACUUCAGAGCACCAUGCAGAUGCAUCCCAGUGCCACUCUGGCCCCUCCCGUGCCAUUGCCCAGAAGACUUGGCCUGGGUCCCCGCUCAAACGGAAUGCGGACACUAGAGAACUCCAGCUCCAGCGAGGAGGAGGACCGCGCUGAUCUGCUGGGUCGCAACUUCCAAGUGCCACGCCCUAAAAGUCGCAGCAACGGCAGCAUAGCGAACCAAUCCGGCAUCUAUUACGAUGUGGACUACGAGCCGUCCGGCAAUGGGAUCGGCAACUCGAGCGUGGACCACCUGUACGGGUCGCACAACCAGUCCGUGACGCACUCGUCGGGCCACAGCCACAUCCCGGGACCCCAGGGCAUUCCGAUGAGCACGUACACCUCCGGUCGGGGUCCCAGCAGCUACUACAUGAAGUGACCCCUGGCCGAACAGAACCCACAACCCUGUACAUACGCAACCUAGGCUAAGCCGACUAAAACUAAAACCCUUUUCCACUGCAGUCCCCGCGGCGACUGCAGCUGAGACGCGUUUUGAAGAACCCCUUUUUAGCAUGAGAAACGUAGACUUAGGACUAUCCGUAGGUUCCAUCUAGAUGUACGCAAUGCAAGCAACAACUAAUCAUUAAUUUUAAAGCCUACUUUAAAAAUUUAAAUUAUUUCACUGCUGUCCACUCAAAGUCAAGUCCCAUAAAAUAGUUGCUUAGUUUAUUUUAAUUUAAUUAAAUAAAAUUUUACAUAAUGCAAUAAGUUUACAAAGCAAGAAUGUCUGUUUAUGUAUAUAAAUAAAUAAAAAAUCUAAAUUUACUGUGAA
Molecule: messenger RNA, 5052 nt
Organism: Drosophila gunungcola (fruit fly)
Lineage: Eukaryota; Metazoa; Arthropoda; Insecta; Diptera; Drosophilidae
Gene: pwn
Product: mucin-5AC
Exons: 10
Coding region: 469-4659 (1396 amino acids)
Molecular function (GO): calcium ion binding
Source: RefSeq, a predicted model, not a curated record